UGCAGCGCGGCGGCCGAGCCGGCAGCGGGCCGCCGCGGGCAGCCCCUCCGGGCCGCGAGGUCCGGAGAAGCGCGGAGGAUGGCGCUGAAGCGGAUCCAGAAGACCCUGCCGCUGUUCUACUUCUGCUUAGAGCCAGUUGAUCAUGCAAAGAUUGAAACUUCUAAACUAUGAGCCAAAAUAAGCCUCUGGUGUCAGGUAUUGCACCCCAGCAACAGCAAAGCAGCUAAGGCAUAUGCUGAACUCCUGGGUGCUGGUUGGAGCUCGUCAGUGGGGACCCACUUUUGGCCUCUAAGAAAUCAGAAUUGACGGACUUGCAGCGGGAUCCUCCCGCCCAGUGCUCCGCAGGACCUGUGGGUGAUGACUUGUUCCACUGGCAGGCCACCAUCAUGGGCCCGAAUGACAGCCCUUACCAAGGAGGCGUUUUCUUCCUGACCAUCCACUUUCCUACGGAUUACCCAUUCAAGCCCCCAAAGGUUGCUUUCACAACCAAAAUCUAUCACCCCAAUAUCAACAGCAAUGGCAGCAUCUGCCUGGAUAUCCUGCGAUCACAGUGGUCUCCAGCGCUGACCGUGUCCAAAGCUUUAACAGUAGGAAAACUUCUCAGGACUUCAGUGGACUCGCCAAAGCCAGUUUGGAGUCAUGGUGGGCCCAGACAAAGUGGAAACGACAAUUCUAGGAGCUCUUUCUGCUCCUUACCAUGCCCUGAGGUUCUCUUGUCCAUCUGCUCUCUGCUCUGCGACCCCAACCCUGAUGACCCUCUGGUGCCAGAAAUAGCCCACACCUACAAGGCUGACAAAGACAAGUACAACAGACUAGCCCAAGAGUGGACACAGAAAUAUGCUAUGUAAGUGCCUCAGAGGUUUCAUGGGACAAGCUCACUUGCCUGGCCCUUGUCUCCCUGUGAAGUGAGCUGUCGGCUGCAUCACUCAUGGAGCGCCAUCUCUUCUUCACACAUGCCUUGGCUGCCCACUGUCUGGCUGCACUGUGUUGGUGCCACUCUCAGCCAUUGUGGCUUUGACAGUGUCGCAUCUGUGAUGCCAAAUCAGGAGCCAUUGUUACGAUCUGCAGCCUUCCUGGUUACACCAAGACCAGUCUGUCUGCCCUGUGUCAUCUGCUUUUUGGGGGACAGAGUCGUGCACGCCUCCCCCAUCAGCCUCAGACAGUCCUGCGACUCACAGUGGCGCCAGGCGGGAGCCUAGCCUGGCCCCUAGCUACGUGCCCUUCACCCUUAGAACUCAGCUUCCCUGGGCAUCCAGGGCAUAGCAGCUUCCUUUACAUCCCGUCUGCCACAGGCCCACACCCUGAGGAAUCUGAGUGCAUCCUAGAGGCUCCUGGGAAUCGGGACAGCAUCGCUGGAAAACAGAAGCCUCUUUCUGUGGCUGCUUCCGUCUUCCAUUGUCUUCCUCUGCAAAUCCACAUGGUGCAUUUCUCUCCUCACCCCAAGAAGCAGCAAGUGGAAGCUGUCAGGAUAUAAAGCACUUAACACUGCAUGAAACGUGACUCUUUUUUAGAAGCAAGAGAAGAAGUACGAAAACAGGAAAGAUACAGAUGCUUUUCUAUGUGAUAAGGGUUCCCCGACCCCACCCCCUCCUGCCAGGAACCUCCGCAAAGUCCAAGUGUAAGCCAUUCGCAAAUGAGAAUACAAAUAUCAGGAAAGACUUCUUUCAAGUGUAAAUAAAAAUGCGGUUUCCUCAUAACCCAAUGGUAA
Octodon degus (degu) is the source of this 1708-nucleotide messenger RNA. It is a transcript of the gene Ube2d4, whose product is annotated as ubiquitin conjugating enzyme E2 D4 (putative). Gene Ontology annotation, biological process: ubiquitin-dependent protein catabolic process; protein polyubiquitination. The coding region runs from base 387 to 848 and encodes 153 amino acids. The record is from RefSeq and is a predicted model, not a curated record. Gene Ontology annotation, cellular component: nucleus. Lineage: Eukaryota; Metazoa; Chordata; Mammalia; Rodentia; Octodontidae. The transcript has 9 exons. Gene Ontology annotation, molecular function: ubiquitin conjugating enzyme activity.